AUGUCGAGCAGACAACUGAGAAAGAUUCGACAGCAGCAAGAGCUGCUCAAGGCAGCUGAUCCCGCAGAGGGGACUCUGGCGUCGACCCUUGGUGGUGACGAUAGCGAAGACGAAAACAAUGACGACGACGACGAUAAUGACGAGAAGGACGGCAACGAUGGCGACGCGAAACCCCACGGUGAGAGAUCAGAGCCUGCUCCUGCAUCGACGGCUCCUAAACGAAACAAGAAGAAGAAGAAAAAGGGCAAGAAGAAGCAGGGUGGCGACAAGGCGACCGAAACGCCGCACGGCGCCGACGAAGAUGAAAUUGACAGGGCACUGAAGGAGCUCAACAUCAAGCCGAGAGCCCAAGGAGGGUCCGCGGGGCCGUCUUCGGGUGGAGACGCUUACGCCCACGAGGGUUUACGGCAAGCCCACGUCCUCGAGAUCGAUCCGUAUAAUCUUAAGGCUGUACACGAGAUGAAGAACCUCUUUGGGCGAGAGGGCAAGGACUACUGGCCUCGCGCUACGGCUGGGGGACUGGUGAUGAAGGAGAUGGCCGUCGACCCGGAAGGUGUGUGGACGGAGUAUGCCUUUGUCCAUGAGAAGCAGUACGACGUGAUACAAACCAUCUUCUUCCAUUGCGUGGGCUUAGGCGACCCGAUGAGGAUGGUCUAUCUUCUCAAGCAAUUUCCCUACCACAUCUCAACCUUGCUGCAAGUCAGCAGCUUCGCUAAGCAGGACCAAAACCAAGCGCUCGCCGCGGAUCUCUGCGAGCGCGCCCUCUUCACCUUUGGUCGCGCGACACUCUCGACGUUCCGGACAAAUCUGGAAAGGGGAAGGGCGAGGCUCAACUUUAAGAGGCCUGAGAAUAGGCAGUUUUGGCUUGCCGGAUACCAUUACUUGAAGAGCUUGAUGCGCAAGGGUACCUAUAGGACGGCGCUGGAAUGGGCCAAACUCAUCUUCAGCCUCGAUCCGGGAGACCCGUACGGCAUGAACCACUUGAUCCACGUCCUCGCGAUCAAAAGCCACCAGUCAGAAUGGUUAAGGUCGCUUGCUUCAGGCACAGGAAGAUGCAAAGGCAAAAGAGGAGCUGGUCGCGGCGAUGGAGGCGAUGCCCUGGCUCUACUGUGCCUUGUUCCAGUCGUUGAACCUCGACGCACCCCUUCUAUCUGGGGAGCACAGCCGCCGAGCGAGGUGGAUGCAUUCUACACGAAGCUCUACCUCGAGCUCACGAGGGAUCUCUGGAACUACCCAAGGUCCACGAGCUUGCUGAAUGACGCUGCCAAGGCGGCCAAGAAGCAGGAGGUGCUGAAGGCGACCGACGCAGUCCUGGAUCUCCGGACGGCGCGUUUCGUGUAUCUCGAGGGCAACACGACGAUGCUCGGCCUCGUGCCAAGGCACUACCUCGAGAGACAGCCCAACUACGAAUUCGACCCCUCCCGCCCGACAAGUCAGCCAACAUCUUCACCGCGAACGGGGUGA
Parascedosporium putredinis is the source of this 1464-nucleotide messenger RNA. The record is from the annotation of a GenBank genome assembly. NCBI's taxonomy places the organism in Eukaryota, Fungi, Ascomycota, Sordariomycetes, Microascales, Microascaceae.